This is a messenger RNA of Closterium sp. Naga37s-1, 4437 nucleotides long. NCBI's taxonomy places the organism in Eukaryota, Viridiplantae, Streptophyta, Zygnematophyceae, Desmidiales, Closteriaceae. The record is from the annotation of a GenBank genome assembly.
AUGGAGGAGGCGCAGCGGAAGGCGGACGAGAUGCUUGCGGAGCUGCAGGCGGGGAGCGGGGCGGAGGAGAAGGCGGAGCGGAUGGAGGUGGCGGUGGAGUAUCUGGCGGACCUUCCGCCCGGCGUGCGCGCGACCGUGCUGCCCGACGCUCUGCCGCGCCUGUUAGAGCUUCAGACGGACUCCACGUUCCUUGUGCGGAAGAACUCGGUCGAGCUCUUCCAUCGUCUCGGCUCCACCAUCAAGCAUCGCGUCGCCACGCCCCUGCGCUCAUCGCCUCCGCGCUCAUGCCACCCUUCAACCCUUCACAUUUUCAACCCCUUCCCCCUUCCCCCCAGGCUCUUCUACCGCCUUGGCUCCACCAUCAAGCACCGCGACGCCUCUGCCCUCAUGGCCUCCGCGCUCACCGCCAUCAUCCGCGCCUGUCCGCCCAUGCCCCUCCCCGCGCCCCCUCCUUCCGCUGCCUCCGCGCCCCCCGCGCCGUCUUCUGCUACUGCUGCGGCGCUCACGCCUCUCCCCGCGCGCCUGGCGCCCGCGGCUGUGGCGACCAGCAAGGCAGUCAAGCACGUCAUCUCUGCUGCUGCCGCCCUAGUUAAGGGGGCCUUCGCUGCUGUCACGCCCGUUACAAGCGAGCCCCAGGCGUGGUCAGAAGCGUGGGAGCAGGUGGCAGCGUUGGUGCCGCUAAUAAGGGACAUACUGCCAGGCCAGUAUCCCGACAGCGUGCGCGUGCAGGCAGUGGGCUUCACAGAGAUGCUCGUGCUGCUCGGCCGGCCCGGGGGCAAAACCGCUGCUGCUUCUUCUUCUGCUGCUGCUGGUGGUAGUGGUGGUAACGGCAGCAGUGGGCAGAACGGGGGCAGCGGAAGGGAUAGGGCGGAUGGUACAGACAUGGCAAACGGAGUGUUGCAUCUCCCCGACCCUGACUCCGACCCGUGGCUUAAAGCCCAGUCCCUCGCCUCCCUCUCCGCCCUCACCUCUCUGCUGCAACCCCCCGCAGUCGCCUCCCUCUCCCCCCCGCUCCUCCUCACGCUCACCAGCAGCCUCGCUGGCAUCGCCCGCCGCUGCCCCGCUCUUUACAGUCACAUCGUCCCAGCGCUGGUGGGGAUUGUGCCGCCCAGUGCCACGUCAGCGGCGUCGGCGCCGGUGGCGGUCCCAAGAGGGGAGGAGAGUGGGUGUGGGGUGGUGCAGCAGCUGCUGCAGGCGUCGGGUAGUGUGAGGCAUGGCGUGCGGGCGGCGCUGCUUGUCAUGUUGCGGCUCAUGCCGCUCGCUCCAGGCGGGAUGAAGGUGGGUGGGAGCGGGCGCUGUUGUGGUAGAGCCGCAGCUGCCGCCGCCGCCGCCGCCACCGCUGCUGCUGAUGGUCCCUCUGGUGCUUCUGGUGUUUCUGUUGGGGGUACUGGUGCGGGUGGGAGUGGUGGUGGGGCUGGGAGUGGUGCUGCUACUGCUGGUGGAGGUGGUGGGGGGGGCGAGGGAGCAGCAGCAAAGGCGUCUGCAGGGACAGGGAAGGCUGCUGGUCGGCCUGCUGAUCCACGGGCCAAGGCAGUAGGAGUGAAGAGAGCGAGGGGUGCAGCUGCUGACACAGGGGCUGCUGCAACCCCACCAGGCACCACCACAGCCACCGCUGCCGGUGCUGGUGGUGGUGCUGCCACUGGUGCCAGUGUUCCCAAUGCUGCUGCUUCAGCUUCAGCAGAUGCAGCUGCUAACACGGCCGACGGCGCUGCCACAGCUGGUGCUGCUGGCGCGCGUGCAUCCGAGGCCGUUGAUGACGCUGCAACGCGAGACUCCAAGCGCAUCCGACCGUCCACUGCUGCUCAAGCCAGCACAGCCACUCCUGCUGGUAAUACACGAGCAACAGCAGCAGGAGGAGACACGAACACAGCCGCAGCAGCAGCAGCAGCGGCGGCAGCAGCAGCAGCGGCAGAGGCAGUAGCCGUAGACCCAUCAGCAGCCAUCUUACCAGUGGAGCAGCUGGUAACCCUACUGAGUGCGCUGGUGGCGCGGGGCAGCGAGGGCAUGCUAGCAGUGGAUGCUCUGAUCGCCUCUCUGCCCCCCGGCAUGCUGGCCGACCUGGUCAUUGAGUUCAUGCAGCACCUCCCUCCCUCUCCCCCUCCCGCUGCUGCUGCCGCUGCUGGCGUACCCAUCUCCCCUGUCGGCCCUCCAGCUGCCCCUCUCUCUCCCCGCCUCGCAGCCUACCUCUCGGUCCCUCGCACUCCUGUGGCCCUGGUUCCACUCUCGCCGCCCCAGCUGGCUGCAGCGCAGCAGGCAGCAGUGUGCAGAGUGGUGGCUGGGGGGUGCAGAGCGGUGCUGCUGGGUGAAGCGGGGCUGUGGGUGGCGCUGCUGGUGGGCAUGGUGAGGGGAGCAGAGGAGGAGGAGCAGCAGCAGCAGGUGCUGCAUGCGUUGCUCAACUACCUCCUGGCUGACUACAACCGAGUCAAGGUGCUGGAUGUGUCGUUGAACUACCUGCUAGCUGAUUACAACCGGGCCAAGGUGAGCUGGUAUUUGAGCCGCCCUCCCACAACUUCUUCCCACUCCCACCCUACCGCUUCUUCUCCCCCAUCCCUCCUGCCGCACUCCUCCUCGUGCCCUCCUCCAAUGCUGCUGCCUCUCUUCGUAAGAGCCCCUUUCUUCCUGCCUCCCCUCUCCUUCACCUCUCCCAUCCUUGUUUCCCCGCUUGAACACCCCUUCUCUUCCCUCCCAUCCCCCUCCUCCCCCAUCUACCCCUGUACCCCUCCUCCCCCAUCUACCCCUGUACCCCUCCUCCCCCAUCUACCCCUGUACCCCUCCUCCCCCAUCUACCCCUGUACCCCUCCUCCCCCAUCUACCCCUGUACCCCUCCUCCCCCAUCUACCCCUGUACCCCUUCCUGCAGCUCAAGUCCCUCCUCUCGCCCUCCUCCGCUGCUGCUGCCGCUGCGCCCGGCGGCCUCAAGUCUCUCCUGCUGCCUCUCUUCGUUGAAGCGCCCUUCCUCCCACCCCCGCUGCUCAACCUGCUGGGACAGGCGUUGCUACGCCCGCCCGUGCGCAGGCGGUGUCUAGCCAUGGCCUUACAGUGUGCAGUGCACCCGCACCCGGACAUUCGCUCCAAGGGCGUGGCACUGGUGGCCAACCGUCUCCACGCCCUGCCCUACCUCACGCUGCCCAUCGAGCGGUACGCCCUCAAGCAGCUGCUGUCUCUGCCGAGCAUGGUGAUGCCGGCUGCAGUGCCGGUGGUUGCUGCUGCUGAAGCUGCUCCGGGUACUGCUGUUACCACUGCUGCUGCUGGUGAUGCUGGUGGUGCUGGGGAUGCUGGUGGUGCUGGGGAUGCUGGUGGUGCUGGGGAUGCUGGUGGUGGGAAGGAAGGAGUGGGAGUGGAGCAGGGAGGGCCAGCAGGGGAAGCGGGGCAAGGAGGCGAGGGAGGGGCGGCGGGGCAAGCAGGAGGGGGAGGGGGAGAGGUAGGUGCAACGGCGCAGCUGUCAGGGGAGCAGCAGAAGGCGGUGGGGCACGAGGUGGAGAGGCGACUGGCGCUCGUCUGUGCGCUCUGCUCCCGGAGGCCAUCUCUACUGGCGGAUUUCUUCCGGGUGUUUGGGCAUGUCAACCCCGUGGCCAAGCGGGUCAUACUGAGAGACCUGCUGCCUCCCAUACUCGCCACACUCCCCCCCACCACUCCCGACCUCCUCACACUCAUCUCCAACCCCCCAGAGGGCUCUAUGCGCCUCCUGCUCAAGCUGCUGCACUGUGUGGCUGACCCACCACGCCCAUCCGCCCCGCCCCCGCCCUUCAUAGCGGCAGUCAAAACCCUCUCUGCUGCCAGGCCUGCGGAGCCGGAGCUCCUCAUUCCCAUCCUGCCCUUCCUCUCCAAAAACGAGGCACUGGAGGUCUUCCCUCGCCUGCUGCAUCUACCUCUGGAACUCUUCAAGAUUGCCCAGGACCGCCUGCUGCAGGGCUCACCCCACACGCCGCCACCACUCACAGCAGUGGAGCUGAUGACCACACUGCACGCUGUGCAACCCAAGAGGGACAAUGUGCCGCUGAAAAAGAUCAUGGCGGUGUGUUCCUUCUGCAUCUCCCAGCGAGCCAUCUACACACAGCAAGUCAUAGCCAAAGUGCUCAACCAGCUGGUCGGACAGACGCCCCUCCCCAUGCUCCUCUUCCGCACCGCCAUGCAGUCUGUUGCAGCCUUCCCUGACAUUGCAUCAUUUGUGGCGGACAUUCUUUCGCGUCUCAUAACCAAACAGCUGUGGCUGGGCUUCAUCAACUCAUCUUUUCCUGUCCGCAUCACUCAUCCCUCUUCCCCUCUUCAAAUCUCCACUGUUCUACCUCCCCCUCUCCCUUCCCUCCACCCACAGCUGCCAGCAGCACAGUUGGAGGAUGCGUUGAAUCGAGAGCCAUCGCUGCGCCCCGACCUAGCAGCACAUGCCGCGCAACCAUCUGUGCAGCCCUCCGUUCCCCGGUAUGCACUCUGUUUUUAG